AUGACGACGUCGUUGGGCGCAAAAGUGCUGGCCGAAGUGUACCGCCUGCACCACGUCCCGCUGCCCGCCAUCACCCUCCAGGAGCUGCUCAAGCGCGGCCCUGCAGCCAGUCCCGCCGUCGUCGCCACCCUCCAGAACGACACACGCGCGCUGGACAAGUGGCGCGAGGCGAAUGCGCCAGCGAUUGUCACGUCGGCGCAGCUGCUGCACCGCGAAGUGCCAAUCCGUCUUUCACGCCGCAUUGUCGACCUGGAGAACCUGCCGGACGAGCUGCCACAGGCAACGCCCAUUGUGUCUCUGCGCGAACAGCUCCUGAGCAGCUUUGACCAGCUACUGAGCUGCCCGUUCCCGGCCAACCUCUCGGGCGAGAGAGACUUUAUGGCGCUCCACGUCAAGAUCAGGAAGAAGCACGCCACGAUGCAUGGCAACAUUGCUGAAGCCGUGCGGGCGCUCGAGUACGAGCCCCAAGGGCUGCGCGAGUCGCUGGACAAUUUCUACAACUCGCGCAUUGGCAUCCGCAUGCUCGUCGACCAGCAUGUUGCAGCACAGACGCCGAGGCCGGGAUUCACGGGCAUUGUCCAUAAUGAGUGCUCGCCCGUGCAGAUUGCUCGGGAGAUUGCACACAAGGUGCGCUCGUUGUGGCAGGAGAGCCUCGAUGGCGAGCAGAUGCCUGCAAUUGUUGUAAGUGGCGACGAGCAGGCCACGUAUCGCUACAUUUCGGAGCACGUUGCGAUCAUUUUGACCGAAGUGCUGAAGAACGCAGUGCUGAAUAGUGUCGCGGCGGCUAAACGGACAGGGGCCGACUCGCCGCCGCCGGUCAACGUGCUCAUCUCGGGCGGACCCCACGGCAUGUGCAUCAAAGUGUCCGAUUUGGGUGGAGGUAUGACCCGGAAGGAAGCCAAUGCGCUGUCGAGCUACUACCAAGCAGCGACGUCUCCGUCUCCGAACGGAUACGACCCGGUAGCAGAGGCGCUCGAAGGGCGUGCGAUGGGGCUGGACUUUUCGGACUCAUUUGGUCUGCGCAUUGCUCAGCUGUACGCCAAGUACUUUGGUGGCGAGCUGGCGAUCAUGCCCAUGGAAGGGCACGGCGUGGAAACGUAUAUUUACAUGAAAUGCCUCACCGGCGACUCGGAGCUCAAGUGA
Molecule: messenger RNA, 1143 nt
Organism: Hyaloperonospora brassicae
Lineage: Eukaryota; Oomycota; Peronosporomycetes; Peronosporales; Peronosporaceae
Source: the annotation of a GenBank genome assembly